Monopterus albus (swamp eel) is the source of this 8263-nucleotide messenger RNA. It is a transcript of the gene axin2, whose product is annotated as axin 2 (conductin, axil). The transcript is spliced from 11 exons. Gene Ontology annotation, biological process: positive regulation of protein kinase activity; negative regulation of canonical Wnt signaling pathway; positive regulation of proteasomal ubiquitin-dependent protein catabolic process. The record is from RefSeq and is a predicted model, not a curated record. Bases 4228 to 6756 code for a protein of 842 amino acids. Gene Ontology annotation, molecular function: protein kinase binding; molecular adaptor activity; beta-catenin binding. NCBI's taxonomy places the organism in Eukaryota, Metazoa, Chordata, Actinopteri, Synbranchiformes, Synbranchidae. Gene Ontology annotation, cellular component: nucleus; plasma membrane; beta-catenin destruction complex.
UCCAGUGCCCCACCUCUUGCCCAGAUGAUCUGCACUUGGACACCUGAAAAGUGAAAUUUGUAUUUUUCAGUGUUCAGCAUCUCCAUUCUGCUUUUUCAAAUUGACUGCUGUCUUGGGGACAUGGUGCUUGUCUGAAUGUGAUAAACAUUACCGAUAAUCUUCUUGUCAAGAGCCUGGCCCCAUCACAGCACGUUUCUGUUGGUGCUCACACCAGUGAUACGUCACACACCUCUCUAAUGGAGGAAUAGGAAGUGUGGAAAGAGAUAAAAAUCUAAUGUCUGUUGAAUGAAUGAGCACGUUAAUCACCUUAACGGUCUGGGACCCCUGCACUCCUAAGUCAGGGAAGAGGAAGAAGAGGUUAAAGUGAUGGAUUAAGGAUGAGUCAGGGAGCCCAGAGUUCAGGCUAAGAUCGAUUCUCGCUGUCCUGUCAAGCAUGGUGGAGCACAGGUGUCUGGCCUGUGCAGCGUCUGCAUGGUGCUUCAGUGUGAGCGGCAGAGGAAAUGAAAGUCAUUACUGUCAGUUUGGAGUGAGCUUCAUGGCCCAAACGGGAUUAGACAGUGCAUCCGACAUUGUUUCUAUACAUUGGUAGACUUAAAAGUCAAGCGCAAAAUGGGAUUAAAACGAAGGGAAAAACCAAUAAAUAACCUUCAACACCACCCCCGUUUUUUGCUUCUCUUUUAUUUCUUCUCAUUGCUACCAAUUCCCUACCUAUUCCAAGUCUCCUCCUUUCUUCAUAGUCUUUUCUCUUUCACCUGUCUCGCUCCCUAUUCCACUCUCCCUGGCGCAUCUCUCUUUACCUUCUUCCAUCUUUCACACACACACAUCCCCAUCAUCAAAAUGCACAGGUAGGCUCUGACUCCCACUUGCACGUUACACUCUCUGUUUUGCAAAAACUCAUCCUUCUGGGGCCAAGCGGUGCCUGAAAUCCAGCUACACUUCCCUCAAACUGGGCCUUUUCCAAAACAACACCCCCCUCUCCGUUCAGCCCCGUAACAAACUGUCAAAUUGUUGCCCUUCCUUAACUUUUAAGGGUAUUAUGCACCAUGUCCAACUUCAAAGCCCGUCUUAACUCCACACUUUAAUUGUAUCUUCCCUAGCUCUCUGCAUGCCAUUUGAUUCUGCUGACAACAGCACUUCUCCCUCUGUUGUCAUUUAUCCUUCUACUCCCAUCCUCUUCUUCAACUCUUUAGGCCUCACUUAAGUUAGAUGGUUGUUGCGCCAACACCAUCACAGCUCCUCUCAUCAGCUCCUUGCACCCUUCAGAGGCCAUUGUCCCCCUGUUGUCACCCAGUUUGAAGAGGUAGCCUCCAUUUCCUCUCUGGGCAGCCGGUUGUUGCCUGGGGUGUGUACACACUAAACAAACUUGAAACGGUAACCCCCGUCCUGCAUCGGUUGUCUCCUGCUCACUUUAUCUGCUCUCUCUCUCUCUCUAUCUGUCUGUGUAAGCCGACUUCUUCCUCAUGGCCCUGGAUGAUAAUUGCCAUGAGCUUUCCUCUUAGUUUCAUUUUCCAUUGUCCUCCCCCAAAUUCUUGGCUCUGGCUUGAGAUAAAGGGAUGAGUACUUCAAAGAGGUCUGCACAGAGUUUAACCCCAAGCCGAAAGGAGCAGCACACAAUGCUGUAAUUGAGAGCAGUUACUGAUCACAGAGAGGACACACUCUGUUUAUGACUGCAGCUGAGGUGGCCAGCAGGAGAUAUGACAGGACAAAGUUGCUCAGGAGACCAUAUGUUAAACACGUUUACUCUUCUUAAGUUGUUUUUCAUCAAAUAUGACUUUAGAUAAUCAUAGAAACGUUGCUUUGUGUGUGAACUGAUUGGGCCCAUAAGUGAUUUAUGCUGCCCUUACAACUCUAUUUAUAGUGCUCUUUGUAGUCAGACUGAAUUUGACCUGUCCCUGUAAUAAUAUCUUCCCAAACAGAGACACCGUUACACCCCAUAACCUCUCACCCCUUGGCUCCUGGUCCUAUAAAAAAGGGCCCCCUGGUCUCAGGCCACUUACAGACCUGGGGUCAGCUCCUGAGGGGCAGCAGGGAAGGCCCAACCUAUGGCGACCUCCCAUAAGCCAUGGAGGGGGUAGACAAGGCAGGACAUGAGGGCACAACUGGCCCCUGGUACUGGCAGGGGGUCUGCACAAAUCGCCAUGGUGAUGGUUUCCACCCUGGUGUGUUUACUGUCAGAGCUGAGCCAUGACCCUCCAAAGUUAACAAAGCCUGACACUGUCUGGGUAACACUCUGUGUAUUAGCCACAUGACCUGUACACCUAGAGAGACCCACACUGUGGAGAUGAGCUUUUAGGAAUGGCGUUUGUGCAGACUUGUUUUACUUGUGAGUCAUAGAUAGAUCGGUAUAUACUUUAUUGAUCCUGAGGGAAAUUCAGGGUCAUUAGUGUCUCAAAUCUGGCAUGGUUGUUUCCUACCUUGAUCUUUAAAGUUGUUCUGCUUAUUUGUCAGACAUACCCAUGAGAUGAACUCAAAUACUGCUGACACUGCUGUUUGUUUCAACCAUCAAUUACUUGUAGCUGCUAAUUUCAACUGUUCAUCUGUUACCUUUAACUAUUUUAACCAUUUGGCCAUUACUUCUAGCUAUUUCGACUACUUAUUUGUUAUGUUUAGCUAUGCAGUUUAACAACGAAUCCACUGAUAAGUUACGUUUAUCCAUCUGUUCCAAUCAUUUAUCUAUUACCUUUAGUUAGCUUUCCACCCUGCUCACAUGCUUUUGACUACAGUACCCUGGUGUUGCAGCUAACUCACUAAGUGGAUAGGCUAUAUAUUUUUUAUUCAAAUCAUAUAGACUGCACAGCCUCUCCAUAAGCAGCUGCAGAAAUACCCUAGGGUGCAGGAGACAGUGUAGCUGCCUCUGGUUGGGAAUCACUGCUGUUCCUCUUUUGCUGGGACAGUGAGUUUGAUGUUUCGUGAUAAGAGCACACAGUAUUUGAAGGCAAUAAAGCAGCUUUGAAUGAUGAGUAAUCUGUUAAUCAUCGUGGCAACUUCAAGAGCAAUUUAACCUUGAUGGGAAGUGAGGCAGCAAGAGAGAAAGUUUCAUAGCACCUUUAGCAAACAGGCUGAUCAAGAUGUUUGCUGUCUUUGUGCUGUGUACUUUUUGAACCCCUGUCCUCUGAGACAACUAGGACACACAGACAUCUACUGUCUCUCUUUCAAGAAUAUAGCCAGUCAUCUUACAUAAAGAGUCCCCUGUGGUGGCUCAUUUGAAAUGCUAACUAAAACACUGCUGACUCUGUUCUAUAAACACUAUUAACGUCACUGAUUGUAACCAGUCCAGUACAAAUAAAGCAAAGUGCAGAGUCCAAAAUGUGCGUUGCUGUGUGUAACCAAACAUCUCCUCCCAGUCGGACCAGUGAAUGGGUGUGUAUUGAAUGUCUGAGCUGUCUAUAGGCUUUUUACUCCUGUUUACGUUCUCUCAUGCUGCUGUUAAGGAGGAUGCACAGUCAGAGCUGAGGAGAGAAGCAACUCUUCUGUUGUUUGCGUGGUAUGAUAAACAUGCCCUCAGUGAACAGAUGUUCUAAUGUGCAUGUGCUCUUAUUGCCACUGGUGGGAGCUGUGGAGUAAAAGCACCACUGUGAUUUGAUUUCUUCUUGCAACAGGCUGUAUCUUAAUGACAAGUGAGGAUGAUUAAAGUCACUGUUAUUUAAAAAGCAUGUUUUCGAGCCUGAGUUAGAGAACUUAUGUCCUUCUUUAAAUCCUGAAGCAAGGGCACUGACCUGUGGUUCUGUCCUUUCAACUGAGUUUCUUAAGGGGGUCCAUAUAAUAGGUUCUUUAUUAUACUGGGUCUUUGUCUUCUUAUUAUGUGACCAAAAAAAUUCAUAUGAUGAUAUAAAUAUGCUAUUUGAUACACGCUGGUGCAUGCAUUGUGCGUCCUCGGGAUUCCAGCGGGUUAAUCUGGAGAACUAUGCGGAUCUUGAAAAGAAAAGAUCCCUGCGUCUUUAAAGUUUAUGUAGCAACAGAGGGAUUGUAGCGAUAAUGCCACUGGGGCGGCAGAUCAGUUACUUCUGACGCUCCAAAGCCUCAGGGAGUUGGCUCAAGAUUGCUUGUCUUUGAUAAGGUCCUCACGAUGUAGCUGCAACUUCGAGAUCUGGGAAAAGAUUGGCAAACCGCGAGAGGAGACGAGCAGCCAGAGAAGCUCCCCCGCUGACAUAAGAGAGUGAGGACGUUACAGUAGAAGCUCAGAGGAGGCGGACAACACUCACACUCGCUCCUGGCGCCUUCAGAGCCAUGAGCCGGGUGUUUACGGACCACAGCGCCAGUAGUUUCCGAGAAGAUGCUCCUCGACCCCCAGUGCCUGGGGAGGAGGGCGAGGCGCCCUGCUACCCUGGCAAACUCGCUAUGGUGAAAUCCCUGGAACCCCCCAAAUCGGUUUUGCUCGGCUCUCCGGGUACCUCGGCGAGGAGGAACGAGGAUGGUCUUGGGGAGCCAGAGGGGAGCGCCUCCCCGGAUUCACCUCUUUCUCGGUGGACAAAGUCUUUGCACUCUCUCCUCGGGGAUCAGGAUGGGGCUCUUCUUUUUAGGACAUUCUUGGAGCGAGAGAAAUGUGCCGAUACUCUAGACUUUUGGUUCGCAUGCAAUGGCUUCAGGCAAAUGGACCUCAAGGAUACCAAAACGCAGAGAGUCGCCAAAGCAAUUUACAAGCGCUACAUUGAAAACAACAGCGUUGUUGCCAAGCAGCUCAAGCCCGCGACUAAAACAUUCAUUCGGGAUAAUAUCAAGAAGCAGCACAUAGACUCGGCAAUGUUCGACCAGGCGCAGACCGAGAUCCAAACCAACAUGGAGGAGAACGCAUACCAGAUGUUUCUGACCUCUGACAUUUAUCUCGAGUAUGUGAGGACUGGUGGAGAAAACCCGAAUCACGUCACCUCGAACGGGUUGGGCGACCUGAAAGUUGUAUGUGGAUACCUGCCAACGCUCAAUGAAGAGGAGGAGUGGAGUUGUGAUUUUAAAGCCAAAGCGCUGGUUGGACUGUCAGUAAAGGCGCACAGGGCCCCCGUGUCCAUGAGGACGGUGGAGGUGAUGGAGAGGGGAUACAGAUCCUACAAGAGAGGAGACUCCCUCAGCUCCUGCCAUGUGGGCUCUUUUGCCCCUGUCGGCAGCACCAAUGACAGCGAGGUGUCCAGUGACGCUUUGACCGAUGAUGCCAUGUCCAUGACGGACAGCAGUGUGGAUGGCAUCCCUCCGUAUAAACUGGGCUCCAAGAAACAGCUACAGAGAGAGAUGCAGCGUAACAUGAGGAUGAACAGCCAAGUCUCUCUGCCUGCUUUUCCUCGUAAUCGCCGGCCUCCCAAGGAGAUGGCCCCAGUGGAGCCAGCAGAGUUUGCAGCCCAGCUCAUCUCCCGCCUGGAAAGCCUGAAGAGAGAGCAGGACACCUUCAACUCUCUGGAGGAGAGGCUGCAGCAGAUCCAGGAGGAGGAGGAAAGAGAAGAUACAGAGAUCAUGGGAAGUGCUCCCCAGCUGUCCCCCCACCCGCUGACCCUCCUCCCUGGCUCCUCUGAUGAGGACCCUCAGGCCAUCCUGGAUGAACACCUCUCUCGUGUCCUGAAGACCCCUGGUUGCCAGUCCCCUGCUAUCAUCAGACAUUCACCUCGCUCCAGCUCCCCAGAGCACAGGCCCUUCACUCGGGCAGGCUUUGGAAUCAAGGCUGUGGUGAGGACUGGGCCUUCCAGUUCCCCUCUCUCUAGCCCUGACCAAGGGACCUUCGCUCUGUCCUUGGGCCCCAGUAGGACCCUUGUAAGCAGGCAGAGCACAAAACACAUCCACCACCACUACAUCCACCAUCAUGCAAGUCCCAAGACUAAAGAGCAGAUUGAAAGGGAGGCAGCACUCAGGGUGCACGGCCUGUGCUCCAGCAGUGGCGAGUGCCAGCCAUACCAACGCAGCCGCAGCUUGGGUAGAGAGAUGUGUGGGGCCAUCUCAGACAACAGUAUGGGGCGCUCCAACUCCCUGUCCAGGAGUGUGUGUCGUUCAGGGGCUGAGGAUGGAGUCGCAGAAAGGUGUAUGGAGGAUUGUGGGCCCUUACAGCUGCCAAGCGAUACAAUGGACCCCGCCCAGAAUGUGUUGCAGUGGAUCCUGGAAAGCAAACGACAAGGAAGGCACAAGUCUCACAGUACCCAGAGCACCAAGAAAUCCUUUGGAGGCUCCUCCACCCAGACGCAUACAUGGGGUGGUGGAGGAAGCUGUGGCCACCUCCGUAGCCACCAGCCAGCCCAGCCAUUUAUCCAAGACCCUGCCAUGCCUCCCUUGCCCCCUCCCAACACUCUAGCCCAGCUGGAGGAGGCCUGCCGCAGACUGGAGGAAGUCUCCACCAAGACUGCCAAACAAAGGCAUUCGGUGUCCAGUCUUCAGCGAGAGAAGAGCAACGUAGUGCCUGUCCAUAGUGGGGGGUCUAUCACUCUGCCGCUAGCCAAUCCAAGCCCUGGCGGCCUUCUCACGACCAGCCCCGGUCUUCAAUCAGAAGAGGUGAUGGAGUCUAAGAGGGGUUUAGGAAGCCACGGGGUGUGCAGCGGAGAGACGGUGGUGACGUAUUUCUUCUGUGGUGAGGAGAUCCCCUACCGAAGGACCAUGAAGAGCCACAAUCUCACUCUGGGCCACUUCAAGGAGCAGCUCCGCAAAAAAGGCAACUACAGGUACUACUUCAAGAAGGCCAGUGAUGAGUUUGAGUGCGGCGCAGUGUUCGAGGAGGUGUCGGACGACUGCUCCUUGCUGCCCACCUACGAGGGCAAAAUCUUGGGCAAGGUAGAGAGAAUGGAGUGAGGCCACGCUGCCCAUGUUGUGAAAUAAAUUCCUCUGGACACUUAGCACCUCGAUGGAUGUACUGUACUCCUUCAUAUGCUGACAUGCAAAAUAAACUGUGUCUUUUAAGCUAAGACUGUAGGACUGGAGAUGUUGCUGAAGGAAUGUUUGGGCAAAUGGAAUGGAUGAAAAAGGAACAAGGACAACUGAUCACUAUUACUGGACUAUCAUGUGAACAGCCUGCCUUGAAGUGAAGAAAAGAAUGGGCUGUAUGUUGCUGGACUGAGACACCUCUAUAUUUCCAGAAGACAAAACUCUGGAGAAUUCAGGUGAAUGACCACUUGUCAAAGAAGCUGGGCAGUGGGUUUAAAUCUGAGGCUGGCAGCCUUCCUGGCCCUGCCUGUGUCAGCAUCUGGCCAUGGCCAUUUGCUAGCACAUCACUAAUAUGUAUAUGCAGAUAUACAUGUACAUUGCAUUGUAUUGUGAUGCUCUUAUUGCUGUGUAAAGAUUUCUAUUGCUAUUUAUUGAAAAUAUUCUCGCCCCAACCCUGUAAUUCUUCCAUGGACAAGCUGCUUGGAGCUGAUGAUUUCUUUCUUCUGAGCAUCUCAAGCAAAGGAAAUGCUUUUAUUCAUUUGCAGCCCCCUCAUAUAGAACUGUACACUUCAAAAAUACCUCUUCAAAAACUCUACUCCUGUUCCUGGGGAUUUAGUGAGACAUCUCUGAUCUCCUGGCUGGAGGGCUUACUGCUGAAGCUUCGAGAAUGGCUCUAUCUAUCACCUUGUGAUAAAUAGUUUGAUAGUAUAUUUACUACUGCAGUGCUAUUUGUGACUGUGUCCCCAUCUGCUCCGAAGGGCCCUGAGAGUACAACAAAAAAGGAAAGGAAAUGCUAUUAAUGUAUAAUUCCCAACUCUGGGACUCUGCUCAGAUAACCCUGAUCUGUCACGUCUUAGUGCCUUUUUGUCAGUGGCGCAGGCAUCGCACAACAUAGCCUACGUAUGUACUAAGAGGAAACUGUCUUGAACAGGCCCUCGAGUCCCCAAAAUGUGUUUACACCUAUAUUAAUAUUUACCAUCAGAAGCUCUAUAAUGUGCUCCCCCCACGUGCUUAGCUAUGUGUAUGUGUGACUGGUUUCUUCUUGAGUAGGCUCAUGUGUGUGUAUUUGAAGUCUGCACUAUGAACUGCAGGUGAUGAUGAUGAUGGUGGCGAUAUACACUAUGUCCAUAGUGUUUUAAUUGAGUACAGUAGCUGUGCCUACAUGGGUUCUUGCCGUGUUUUACCCAGUUUUCAGGGUCCUAUUACUCCCUUGGUUUUUCAAGGGGCCUUAUGUUGAAAAGAUAUUUUUAUGCCUUUUAGUAUCUGUUUCAUCACAUUUUCUGUUUUGUAAUAUUUUUCAUGGCUUCCUUGGCUCCACUUGUAAACUGUAAAUUAUGCAUUCUAUAGAGCUCAGUUGAAAAGAUGUCUCGGUACUUUAAUUAUUGUAAUUAUGAAGAGAUGUAGCCUUUAUUAAAAUGUUCUAUUUUUCAAAUUA